GGCACUGUUUAUAAUUGGUAUACAGCCUGUAGUAGUGAGGAUCAUUUUUCUUAAUUAAAGGGUUUGCUGGAAACUGUGUUGUUGACGUUGCCGGAGAGUAAUGGCAUUGCAGGGUGCUAGCGGAGGAGGCCAUGAUGACCACCAUGAAGCCCCCAAUCAUAGGCGUGGCAAGAAACGAUACCACCGGUACACUAAGGACCAGAUUCAGCUUCUCGAGGCAACGUUCAACGAAUGUCCUCACCCAGAUGAAAAAAUGAGGUUACAAUUGAGCCAGGAGUUGGGUUUGACUCCUCGACAGAUCAAGUUUUGGUUUCAAAAUCGAAGAACUCAGAUGAAGGCAAAAAGCGAAAUGGUGGAUACUUCUUUGCUAAAGGUGGAGAACGAUAAAAUUCGCAGUGAAAACGUUGGGAUUAAAGAGGCGUUAAAGAAUGUGAUAUGCUUAACUUGUGGUACAACUCCUAGUGUUCAAGCUGAUUGUCAUGAAAAACAAAGACUUCGUAAUGAAAAUGCUCAGUUAAAAGAGGAGUUGCAGAGAGUAUCCAGCAUUGUUUCAUACCAUAUAGGGCGACCAUUAGCACCUCAACUUUCACUAGCUCACAUGGAACAAAGCCACUUAUCUUCAUCAGAUUUAUCAAUGGUUACUUAUGUUGGUGCUACACAACAAAGUAUGAUACCCAUUGAUAGUGAUGGUCCUUCACUUGACCUUGAUCUUCUAACCUCUAAUGACAUCAGAGCUUCAGCUAGCAACACCAUUCAUCCGAGCUACAGUUUGCGCCUUUUGGGCAUGCACAAGUCUCUAAUUACUGAUAUGGCGACUAGUGCUCUAGAUGAGUUGAUGAAGCUAUUCCAAACUAAUGAGCCUUUUUGGUCAAAGUCAGCUGAUGGAAGGGAUGUUCUAGAUAUUGAUAAUUAUAAGCGGACAUUCCCUAAACCAAACGCUUCCAUGAAGAACCAUAAUCUUUGGACUGAUGCAUCACGUGCUACGGCUGGCGUGAUGAUGGAUAGUAUGCAACUUGUGGAAAUGUUUAGCGAUUCGACUAAGUGGGGUGAUUUGUUUCCAACUAUUGUGUUAAAAGCAAGAACUCUUGAAGUGAUCUCAUAUGGUUCGUUUGGCAACAAAAGUGGCUCCUUGCAACUGAUGUAUGAAGAGUUGCAGGUGGCUUCACCCGUGGUGCCAAUAAGGCAAUUCAUUUUCUUUCGGUUUUGUCAACAAAUCGAUCAAAAAACUUGGGCAGUUGUUGAUUUUUCAUAUCAUCUUCCACAAGAUGGCAACUUUCCUUAUUCCCAAUUCAAUUCUCGACGCCUUCCUUCUGGAUGUUUGAUCCAAAGCCUGCCUAACGGAUACUCAAAGGUUACUUGGAUUGAACAUGUGGAAAUCGAAGAGAAAACAGCGGUUCAUAGGCUUUACAGAGAUCUUAUCUACAGUGGAUUAGCAUUUGGAGCCGAACGAUGGGUUGCUUGUCUUCAAAGAUCAAGUGAAAGAAUUGCUUGUCAAACAAUGAGUAAUUCUUGGAUUUGUAAACUAGUAGGAGUGAUUCCAUCAGCUGAAGGUAAGAAAAGCAUGAUGAAUCUCGCACAACGAAUGGUGAACAACUUUUGUGCGAUUAUUAGUCCUUCUGAUGAUCAUCAAUGGUCAUGUGUCUCGGAUUUUGAUGACUUUGAGAUCCAUGCCAACCUUUACAAAUCUACAGACUGUGUUCAGCCGAACACCACAGUUCUUAGUGCAGCUGCCACUGUUUGGCUACCUCAUUCUCCCCAGUUUCUCUUUGAUUUCCUUCGAGAUGAAAAGAAUCGCCCCAAGUGGGACGUGCUCACGAACAACAAACCUGUCCAAGAGAUUACACGUAUCACAAACAGGGCUCACCCUGGCAAUUGCAUAUCUGUUCUUCAGGUUACAAAUACCAGAGAUACCAACAUCUUGAUCCUACAAGAAAGCUGCACUGACUCAUCAGGAUCACUAGUGGUGUACUACCCGGUUGACUUGCCUGCUAUCAAUAUGGCCAUGAAUGGGGAAGAAGUCUGUGUUCCAUUGUUGCCAUCAGGCUUUGUCAUCACCACAGAUGGACGCCACAGGAGCACCAUGUCAACAAGCAGGAAGGAGGGUUGUAGUGCAGCAUCAACUGCAGGUUCACUUGUUACAUUGGUGUUACAGAUGGUGGUUAGCAGUCAGCCAGGGGAGAAUCUAGGGGCACAGUCGGUGGCCACCAUUAGCAACUUAAUAGGAGGCACAGUUCGAAAAAUUAAAGCUGCCAUGAAUUGCCCUUCUCCCACCACCUGAACCAUUUGUAUUUGUUAUGUACU
Molecule: messenger RNA, 2301 nt
Organism: Lactuca sativa (garden lettuce)
Lineage: Eukaryota; Viridiplantae; Streptophyta; Magnoliopsida; Asterales; Asteraceae
Product: homeobox-leucine zipper protein HDG11
Biological process (GO): regulation of DNA-templated transcription
Molecular function (GO): lipid binding; DNA-binding transcription factor activity, RNA polymerase II-specific; DNA binding
Source: RefSeq, a predicted model, not a curated record